GCCGGAGCCGCCGCCGACAUCCCUGCCUUCGUGCUCUGCACUCUGCACCGUGCGCUCUGCACCCUGCGCUGCGCUGGCCGCGACACCCCCGGACCCCGACCACCGACCUCCCACCCCGCCUUCAGACACCAGGUUGGAGGCCCUGGCAGCACCAUGCCCCCCGCUUGGACCGGCCUGCUCUGCCUCGGUGUGUGUUGGCUGCAGGCAGGACCCGUCAGCGGCGACCACCCUGCUCCGAUAGCCAUCACGUGCUUCACAAGAGGACUCGACAUCAGGAUGGAGAGAGCUGACGUCCUCUGCCCCGGGGGCUGUCCUCUCCGGGAUUUCUACGUCUUCGGGAACACGGUGUACGCGUCCCUCUCCAGCGUUUGCGGAGCUGCUAUUCACAAGGGGGUGAUCAGCAGUUCUGGAGGAGCAGUGCGCUUCUACGGUCUCCCUGGGCGAGAAAACUACUCCUCCGUCAACGCCAAUGGCAUCCAGUCUCAGAUGCUCACACGCUGGUCCUCCUCUUUCACCAUAACAGAGACUCAAACUCGAGCCCUGGAGGCCACUGGCCGGGCGCCAGCCACAGCACGCCCUGCUACAGGGAAACGACUGAAGAAAACCUCAGAGAAAAAGAUGGGAAACAAAGACUGUAAGGCGGACAUCGCUUUCCUGAUUGAUGGUAGCUACAACAUCGGCCAGCGCAGAUUUAACCUGCAGAAGAAUUUUGUGGGGAAGGUGGCUGUGAUGUUGGGAAUCGGGACAGAAGGACCGCACGUGGGGCUGGUGCAAGCCAGCGAACAUCCCAAAAUUGAGUUUUCCCUGAAGAACUUCACAUCUACCAAGGAUGUUUUAUUUGCUAUAAAGGAGAUCGGCUUCCGUGGGGGCAACUCCAAUACAGGAAAGGCCUUGAAGCAUACGGCCCAGAGGUUCUUCUCGGCCGACAGCGGCGUGAGGAAGGGGAUCCCGAAGGUGGCGGUGGUGUUCAUCGACGGCUGGCCCUCGGACGACAUUGAGGAAGCUGGCAUCGUGGCCCGAGAGUUUGGCGUGAACGUGUUCGUCGUGUCUGUGGCCAAACCCACCGCUGAGGAGCUGGGGAUGGUGCAGGAUGUGAGCUUUGUGGACAAGGCCGUCUGCCAGAACAACGGCUUCUUCUCCUACCACAUUCCCACCUGGUUCGGCACCACCAAGUUUGUGAAGCCCCUGGUGCAGAAGCUGUGCACCCACGAGCAGAUGAUGUGCAGCAAGACUUGCUACAACUCCGUCAACAUCGCCUUCCUGAUCGACGGCUCCAGCAGCGUUGGCGACAGCAACUUCCGGCUCAUGCUCGACUUCGUCGCCCGCGUGGUGGAGACGUUCGAGAUCUCCGACAUCGGCACCAAGGUGGCGGCCGUGCAGUUCACCUACGACCAGCGGACGGAGUUCAGCUUCACGGACUACACCACCAAGGAGAACGUCCUGGCCGUGAUCCGGCAGAUCCGCUACAUGAGCGGGGGCACCGCCACCGGGGACGCCGUCGCCUUCACGGUCAGAAACGUGUUCGGCCCCUUGAGGGACAGCCCCAACAAAAACUUCCUGGUGGUCCUCACCGACGGGCAGUCCUAUGACGACGUCCGGGGCCCUGCGGCCGCCGCCCACAAGGCAGGUAUCACCGUGUUCUCCAUCGGCAUGGCCUGGGCCCCUCUGGAUGACCUGAAGGACAUGGCAUCCGAACCCAAGGAGUCCCACACUUUCUUUACCCGAGAGUUCGCCGGCCUGGAACAGAUUGUGACCGAUGUCAUCAGAGGCAUCUGUAGAGAUUUCGUGGACUCCAGACAGUAAAGGUGACAUUUAGUUGAGAGUAAGAGAAAGCCUCUUUAGUGCUCUGCUCUUUUAAUGCAAACCAAAGGCAUUAUUCUACAGAUGGUAGCACCUCCCAGUUUGGGUCCAAUUGAUAUUCGCCAUGUAAAUCUUUAACCUUGUGGGUUGUAAUUUUGGCAUGCUCGAUUCAGCUCCUGUGGGUUAAUACGAUCCAAAGCUUAAAACCACAAGGAGUUUAUUUUCUGAAGGAAAUAGCGAAAAAUAGCUACUGCCGGCCAUCUUUCUUGUCCUUACAGAGGGGACAGAAAAAUCUGUUUGAUUAGUUUGUUGCAAAUAAGUUUUCCCCCGAUCCCAGAUGAGUCCUGGUAAACUACAGCUAGUUCCUGCAAUAGUUGGCAACUCGGUGAAAGGUAAUGUAGAUUAAGGGUCCCCAAGCCUUCAUCUACGACCAAAGUCAAAACUCUCUCCUUCAAUCUAUUGUAUUUGAGUGCGUUCUGUGUGCAGAGCACUGCAGAACUGAAUAUAACCAAGUUGUUGGACACGUGCCCUGCCCACAAAGGCUUAGUCUCCUUCAGACAAGCUGGCCAUUUCUUGGGGAGAGAGCACUGGAAAAAACACCCAUCCUUCUGUGGACACCUUAGAGCAAAGUUCCUUUGUAACUGUAUACAUGUUAGAAACAGUCUAUCUGACCUGUCUUUCAAUAGCUUUUUGGUAUUUUUCUUUAAAAUGGAGUCGCUGGCACCGAGGACCUGUUAGUCAUUCUAAAUGGUUAUAAAAUGCUAUAAGGGAUCCUAUUUAUCAAGCUUUAUGUAGGGUAUUUUUGUAAUAACUUAUGACUGGCUACAUAUACUGAAUAUGGAUGUUGGACUGCUUUGUAUUUUUGUACUUAUAGCCUUAAUUUUUUACUGGUGGAGACAUUUGGCUAUUGAAAAUUUAUCAAGUUCAGGAGAAAGUUUCUACCUGUAUCCAAAGAUUUAGCUUUCAAACUUAUAAGAAUGUGCUGCGAAAUAACUUUAGACGUGACGGCAAUCAGCUAGUUUAGCAUUUUAUGUCAGAGCUGCUUUGAGUCAUGGGUAAGGGACACGGCUGACAUCAAUAAAACAAAGGUUUGUAAAGAUGAAA
Molecule: messenger RNA, 2904 nt
Organism: Ornithorhynchus anatinus (platypus)
Lineage: Eukaryota; Metazoa; Chordata; Mammalia; Monotremata; Ornithorhynchidae
Gene: COCH
Product: cochlin
Exons: 12
Coding region: 154-1803 (549 amino acids)
Source: RefSeq, a predicted model, not a curated record